Molecule: messenger RNA, 1101 nt
Organism: Enterobius vermicularis (human pinworm)
Lineage: Eukaryota; Metazoa; Nematoda; Chromadorea; Rhabditida; Oxyuridae
Source: the annotation of a GenBank genome assembly
AUGGGUACGGCAGCUUUCAAAAAUUUUUCUCAGUUACUGGUAAUAGCCUUUUUUGCGAACCUUAUUUUGGGACAACGGGUAGAAUGGGAUGCUACAAAUAUACCAAAUCCAACGGCUGGAGACUUCAAAAGAUGUAAUAUGAAAACAACGUCUAGUAUUUGUGAUCCAGAUGGUAUUUUAAACGAACAGCAGCGGUAUAGAAUCAAUCACGAGCUUUUUCAGCUUGAAGCUCGAACCAGACAGACACAAGCAGCGGAUUACUGUCAGAAGAAGGGUAUUACAGCAGCAGCUGCUAUUGUAAGGCACAUUCGCGGAGGUACAGAACAGGCUGCAAAAGAAAUGGCAAAUGCAAUAUUGCGGAACUGGUCGUUAGAUCAGCAGUGCAAAAAAUCCGUUGUAAUCGUUCUUGCAACCGAUGAUAAACGCUUUUGGGUUGCUCGAGAUGAUCGAGUUCCUGUUUAUGCCAAUGAAUUCACCGAGAUUUUCAGUAAUGAGAAGCAGCUAUUCGCAACUGGCAAAUACGAUCAGGGUCUUUUGAACGUUUUACAAAAUACUCGACAGAAAGCUCUUUCGAAGCAACAGACAAGUGAAGGCGGUCCCGCUGUCCAGCCAAACCAACCAGUUCCUCAACCAGUUCCUCCACCUAGUCAGAAGAAAGGGUUUCGGAUCCCAAUAUGGAUGUGGCUUCUCCCACUUUUACUCUUACCAUUGUUGUGCUGUUGCUGUUGCAUAUGCUAUUGUUGCUGUUGCCGUGGCAAAAGCCGGGGUAAUGCCGAGUAUGUGGCCGGUCAGGGUCCAACUGGAGAUCGUUCUCAAGGGACUGCAGGUGCUGCAAACGCUGGCGGUAAUAGGCGUAGUGGCUUACCCAAUUUUUUGAGCAAUGUUGGUGCAGCAGGACUGGGCACACUGGCGACCCAAUUUUUAAGCAACCGGUUUAGGCGAGGGAAUCAGGGACCUGCAGCCGGGAACGACCGGGCUGCAUAUCAUGCAGGACACCAAGGGGGUGAUGCCAGAUAUGCACCUGCAUCGGGUGAGGAGGGGAAGAAUCUUUAUCCUUCAAUUGUUGUACAAGAUCAAGGAGGAGGAGGAAGUUGGAAAUGA